This is a messenger RNA of Cynoglossus semilaevis (tongue sole), 668 nucleotides long. RefSeq names its product protein polybromo-1-like. Gene Ontology annotation, molecular function: chromatin binding; protein binding. NCBI's taxonomy places the organism in Eukaryota, Metazoa, Chordata, Actinopteri, Pleuronectiformes, Cynoglossidae. The transcript has 4 exons. Gene Ontology annotation, biological process: chromatin remodeling; transcription elongation by RNA polymerase II. Gene Ontology annotation, cellular component: RSC-type complex; SWI/SNF complex. The coding region runs from base 88 to 660 and encodes 190 amino acids. The record is from RefSeq and is a predicted model, not a curated record.
GACACCAGUUCUCUGUUUGCACUCAUUUUCUCUGUACUGUUGGACAAUGUUCACUCACCUGACUAUAAUUGUCCGUAGGGAUUGGCCAUGGCCUUGAAAAGGAGACGGACGACUUCUCCUUCUAGCAGUGUGAGUGCUGGAGAUUUUGACGAUAACCAAACUUCAUCCUUAGUGUCUUCAAUUGGGAGAAAGAGGAGAAGGACCUCAAACAUGCCAACUGUGGAUCCUAUCGCUGUCUGUCACGAACUGUACAACACAAUCAGAGAUUAUAAAGACGACCACGGCAGGAUGCUGUGCGAGCUGUUCAUCAGAGCGCCGAAGAGAAGGAAUCAGCCCGACUACUACCACGUGGUGUCACAGCCUAUUGACAUGAUGAAAAUACAGCAGAAGUUGAAGAUGGAGGAGUACGACGAUGUGGUGCAACUGACCAGUGACUUCCAGCUGUUGUUCAACAACGCCAAAACAUACUACAAGUCUGACAGUCCAGAGUACAGGGCCGCCUGUAAACUGUGGGACCUGUACCUGAGAACCAGGAAUGAGUUUGUUCAGAGAGGGGAAGAUGAUGAUGAUGAAGAGGAGGAUGGUUAUGAUGCACAAGACAACCCUGGAGGAACGAACGAAGACGAGGUGACAGUGACUUUUCAUGUUUUGCUUUACUGAUUUGUAUC